AUGAAGAACAUCUUGUUGUUACGUAUGUUUUAACACGUAUAUUAUAUUUUUUUAGCCAUGAAAAUUUAGUUGUUUUAUCAAAAAAUGAAAAAAUUAUAAUUUUUGUAAAAUAUUGAGGUAUAUGUUUAUAUAAAAUUAUGUUUAACCGUAAUAUUGAUGUACAAUAGGGUUCGAUUUAACUACAACAUGAUAUUUAGUGAUCGUACUACAUCUUGCGGUCGAAACGACGUUGGCCGCAUUUGCUCAAGGUAAUUUACAGCUGGUUUUUCAUCCGAAAAGUGGAAAAUCCAGCGAAAAUCACCCGAUUUCGGACAAUUUGACAGCUUUAUGGUAAGUUUUUAGGUAUUAAAACUUCCUUUUUACAUUUUGUAUAAUCUUCAGGACCUCAGGAGGAUUAUACUAGCUUUUGAUAGCGUUAACAUUGCCUGAACUUACAUAAAUUUGAUGUUAAGCCUUCAUACGUCUUUGAAUCUAAAACAACAUAUUAAAAUCAAUUUUUCAGGUGUCAAGCAGUAGCAAAAGGACCAGACGGAGAAUAUGUAAAGCUGCCAGUAAAAAGUGCACGGUUUCUACAUUACAAUCCAAACAAACAGCUACAAGCUCGAAUUGACAAUCGUCGGGCAUACCUCGAUCUAGGUCCACAAAAUCUGUUGGCUACGGGAAAAUACAAAUGUGAAAUUGUGACAGAAGAAGAGGAAAUGGUGCACGGAAACUUGUUUGUGUAUUGUGAGUGUUAUAUUGCUCAAUAUAUUGUUAUUUGGAUUCGGUUUUUUGGAGUGAGCUAUAUUAAUGUAGCUAUCUCGAUGAAGGGAUGGAAUUUUGAUAUGAUUUUGGUAUUUUUGGAUAGGGAAAAAGUUAUGGAAGAUAAUGUUAACCUAAUCUUGGAAAAAUUUUCUAAAAAUAGUACCUAAACUCUAAUUUUAGUACGACCAGUCUUCCACACAAACUCCUCAUUCCGUCUGGACUUUAAAGACGAAGAAAACCUCUUCGCAUUCAAUGGUCCAUCAUCAAAAUUUGUUCGAGGAACAACAGCAAUCCUCGAGUGUCCAGCCAAAGGUUAUCCAAAGCCGGAUUUCCGAUGGUUCAAAGAGGGCGAGUUCAUCGAACCGUCGGCCAAGUUCAAAAUUCAACAUAAUCAGUUGAAAAUCUACGAUGUAACGGACGAAGACGCUGGAUCUUAUCGGUGUGUUGCUUCGAACGCUUUUCCAGUCUAUUUGGAUGCGGAAGAGACCAAGUUCGACUUGAUUUUGGAUCAACAAUUGAGAGUUACGGGUAAGGAUAAUAUCAGGUGUUUUGAUGAAAUAGUGCGAUAUUUGGUGUUUUAUCGACUAUUAUUUAUUGAAAAAAGGAUAUUAUAAGGGUUUUUGGGUUAUAACAAACAUUUUUUAAGUUUUUGAAUAAUCGGUACCAGUGGUACCAAAAAGUGUACCAAAAGUAAAUUUGAUAAAAUCAUCAAAAAUACGUAUUUUUAGCACCAAAAAGUAUAAUUCUCAAAAUUUCAGGUAGUUUGGACUGGCUGGUACCACUGAUCGUGAUCAUCAUCAUCCUGAUCCUCCUGUUCGUCAUCAUCUACUCGUGCGCGUACUGGAAGAAGCGGGCUGGACGCAAGAGCUACGACGUCGCCAAGGAAGAGUUAGCGGGAAUUCCCCCUACGAUUGUUAAACGUGUUCGUUGCAGGAAAAACAUUCACGACUCGGAGCAGCAGCGGCUACGCGACGACCAGGACUAG
Molecule: messenger RNA, 1729 nt
Organism: Bursaphelenchus okinawaensis
Lineage: Eukaryota; Metazoa; Nematoda; Chromadorea; Rhabditida; Aphelenchoididae
Source: the annotation of a GenBank genome assembly